UUUGAAAGCGUAAAAAAAGAGCCUUUGAAUAGUGAACAAACAAGUCUACGUUUCAGAGCGGAUUUUCCAUGGGGUAUCAUACAAAGUGCAUGGGAUGCUGGAGCGGGAUGGAUUUGCGUAUUAAUGGUAGGUCUUGCUGCUGGAGCCACAGCUGGUGUGAUCGAUAUAGGCGCUCGAUGGAUGAGUGAUCUGAAGGAUGGUGUUUGCGCAGGUCGAUUUUGGCUGGAUCGCGAACACUGUUGUUGGUCCUCAAAUGAUACAGUGUAUAAAGAUUCCGACUGCAGUGCCUGGUUGGCGUGGCCAGAGAUGCUCAAUUAUUAUGGCAAAAACCCAUUUUUCUAUUUACUCGAAUUUCUGUUCUAUGUUGGUUGGGCUGUCCUCAUGGCUACGUUGGCGGUCGUUUUUGUGAAGGCAUUUUCAAAAAGGAGAAUUCCAGGUGUUCGCACCGUACUGCAUUCUAUCAGGCUUCAUCAUCCGCGGUUACCUGGGAAAGGGGUAAAAUAUUUUACCCUACUUCUAGGCCUAUCACUGGGAAAAGAAGGUCCUAUGGUUCAUUUGGCAUGUUGUAUUGGCAACAUCUUUUCUUAUCUGUUCCCCAAAUACGGGAUGAAUGAGGCCAAAAAAAGAGAGAUCCUCAGUGCAUCUGCUGCGGCUGGUGUCAGCGUCGCGUUCGGCGCUCCUAUUGGUGGCGUACUGUUCAGUCUGGAAGAGGCGUCGUACUAUUUCCCGCUGAAAACAAUGUGGCGAUCAUUCUUUUGCGCACUCGUGGCCGGAAUCAUUCUGCGAAUCGUAAAUCCAUUUGGCAGUGAUCAGACAUCGCUGUUCCAUGUGGAUUAUAUGAUGAAAUGGACAUUCGUGGAGCUUAUUCCUUUU
This is a messenger RNA of Haemonchus placei, 873 nucleotides long. The record is from the annotation of a GenBank genome assembly. NCBI's taxonomy places the organism in Eukaryota, Metazoa, Nematoda, Chromadorea, Rhabditida, Trichostrongylidae.